CAACAUUUUGGUGACGUUUGUGCAACGUGAUAUCGUCCGCUGGUUUUUAUAUCAACUUCCGCUUUUUCUCUGUAGUGAUAGAGCAAAGAAACGUUACCAAACGUUUUAUAAAGGAUUUCGGAAACGUUUCAUCGGCUCACAAACGUAAAUGGAGCACGGUAAUGGGGAUAACCCCGACUGGUCGAUACAACGACGAGUGGAGGGUUUUGUAAACAAACACAUGGCAGACAUUGCUCGAGAAACCCUCCAGCAGAGACUGACUGCCGUGUCAGAUGAGAUGCACAGUCUGGCCGAACAUGUUUCCAGACGCUCAGGGGAAGAGUUCAAAGACGACCCGCGGCAAGGUGACGUGAGCUUCGGUGUACAGCCGCCACUCUGCUCCGCCUGUAGCUCCGGAGCCGCAGACAAGUUACUUUCUGCCCCAUCCACAGAGACGGCUGCUCAGCGGAAGAUCAUCUGCCUACUGGUGGAGAUCCAAGAGGAGCAGCAGCGGCAGUGGGCAGUGCUGAGGGAUCUUCAGGCCCGCCUGCAGGGUCCAGCCGGCUAUGAGGUAGAGGAUGUUGAGGCCCUGGACAUGGAUCUCCCCCUGAGGACCCUGGAGCAGCUGGAUGACAUGGAGAGGCAGUUGGAUGACGCAGGAAUACAGAAGAGAAUGGUGUCUUACCUGUCCCGGAUGGGCGGGGCUACGGUUGAAGAUGCAGUGAGACGCCUUAUGCAGGCUGUGCUUUCAUUCGCUGUGGGUUCUGAGCUUAACUGGGUGGGCCGCGGACAGAAGAGAAGCUUCAGGAACACUCGCCUCCAAGGGGUCCUCUUCUGCGCUCUGAAACGAACACCGGUGGGUAAGGAGGCCACACAUCACCAGUACGCUGACGUGGUGAAGAAAUGGCUGCGGUUUGCUCCGUUCAGACAGGGAGGGACCGGCCGUCGCUGCUACAAAGCUCCUGUGGAGUUUCCAGAUUCCGAGGAAACUGAGAGUUUUAACCAGAGCUGCACACACUGACACUUAUGGUAUCCCAAGAUACCUAAACAUGAUGGUUUCCAUUCUGGGACAAGAUAUCCACAUGUAAAAAAUAAAACACA
Sander lucioperca (pikeperch) is the source of this 1080-nucleotide messenger RNA. RefSeq lists its product as uncharacterized. Lineage: Eukaryota; Metazoa; Chordata; Actinopteri; Perciformes; Percidae. Bases 149 to 1000 code for a protein of 283 amino acids. The transcript is spliced from 4 exons. The record is from RefSeq and is a predicted model, not a curated record.